This is a messenger RNA of Megalops cyprinoides (Indo-Pacific tarpon), 2908 nucleotides long. It is a transcript of the gene gk5, whose product is annotated as glycerol kinase 5. Gene Ontology annotation, cellular component: mitochondrion. NCBI's taxonomy places the organism in Eukaryota, Metazoa, Chordata, Actinopteri, Elopiformes, Megalopidae. The coding region runs from base 610 to 2178 and encodes 522 amino acids. Gene Ontology annotation, biological process: glycerol-3-phosphate biosynthetic process; glycerol metabolic process; triglyceride metabolic process. Gene Ontology annotation, molecular function: glycerol kinase activity. The record is from RefSeq and is a predicted model, not a curated record. The transcript has 16 exons.
UGUAGUAGUUUCGCUCUCAAGAAGGUUAAGUUAGUUCAGUAAGUUUGGGAAGUACUUUCGGCGGUGUUUCCAGUGUUUUUAAAUUUUAAGAUGUACUAGAUGGCUGCCUGGAGAUUUUGAGCAUCCUCCCCGAACACGGUCGGUCUUUGAUUGAACGGGUGGAGUGUAGUAUGGAGCAGAGAUUUAAGAUGUGAAAAUUGGAAGAAUCGGCAUGUGUAAUCUGUGUUCCACAACUCCAUCUGAAGUUAUUUGGAUCUCAAUGGGGAGGGGGCUCAUUCUGCUGACAAAACCGACGUCGUUUUAGGCGGUUUGAAUGACUCGAAGUUUGUUUCCGAACAAUACUCUAAUGUUAUCAAAGUUCCCGGGAGGAUUCGCUGAUGCGAAUGUGUCAUACUCGUCCCUCGUGGAAACAGAUUCAAAGGUCUGGGGGCCAAAGUGUAAACGCCAACCUGGCAGCUCCAAAGUAUCGAUCUGUUUGGCUAACUCGUUAGCUAGCUCCGCUAGCACCAAUGCUAGUGAGUCGGAAUGAACUGACAGAUAUUCUCCGUGGAAGCUGGACACAGUUCUUGUUCCGCCGCGUUAAGCCUUAUGUGACAAAACACUAUUAGCAUGGGGACCCAGAGGAACGGCUUCAAGAGAGAAAGUUAUAUUCUUUCAGUUGACGUGGGGACAACAUCGAUCAGAUGUCACGUCUAUGACAAGCAAGCUCAAAUUAAAGGAUCAUGCUCCACAAAGGUGACUCUUCUGUACCCUCAGCCGGGAUGGGUCGAGAUGGACCCGGAAGAGCUGUGGCAGGGGUUCGUCGCCGUGGUGAAGGGCGCAGUUAACGACUCAGGUUUGCAGAUGAGACAGAUGGAAGCUCUCGGGAUCUCAACGCAGAGAGCCACGUUCACCACCUGGGACAGGAAGACUGGGACCCCCUUUCACAACUUCAUCAGCUGGCAGGACCUGAGGGCUGCUGAGCUGGUUGGCGCCUGGAACCGGUCCUGCACUAUGAAGGCGAUCCAUGGUGUGAUGAAGGUGCUACACUGCCUCACCAGACAGAAGCGCUUCCAGGCAGCCAGCCUGGUGGUAUUCUCCACCCAACACGUCACGAUGCGCCUAGCCUGGAUCCUGCAGCACUGCGCAAAUGUGAGACGGGCAGUCGAGGAGGGGACCUGCUGCUUCGGGACCAUUGACACCUGGCUGCUGUACAAGCUCAGUAAAGGAUUGGUUCACGCCACAGACUAUUCCAAUGCCAGUGCGACAGGCAUAUUUGACUCGUAUCAGAUGUGCUGGAGCGGGUUCCUGUGCUCUCUCGUAUCGCUGCCCCUGUCCAUCUUCCCCACAGUAGAGGACACUGGUCACAACUAUGGCACCUCUGAUCCGAGCAUCUUUGGCCUGCCCAUCCCAGUCAUGUCGGUGAUGGCAGACCAGCAGGCAGCCAUGUUUGGUGAGUGCUGCUUCAACACGGGUGAUGUGAAGAUCACCAUGGGAACCGGCACUUUCAUGGACAUCAACACGGGGAACAAACCUCACACUUCCGUGGCAGGACUGUACCCUCUUGUGGGUUGGAAGAUUGGGCCAGACGUGGUGUAUCUGGCUGAGGGUAAUGCUGCAGACACUGGCACAGCCAUAAAGUGGGCACAGGAGCUAGACUUGUUUUCGGAGGUGCAGGAGACGGAGGCGAUGGCUGUCAGCGUGAAUGACUCAGAUGGCGUUUGCUUCGUCCCCUCUUUCAGUGGCCUACAGGCUCCUCUCAAUGACCCCAGAGCGUGUGCGUCUUUCAUGGGCCUUAAACCUUCAACCACCAAGAACCACCUGGUCCGUGCAAUCCUGGAGUCCGUCGCUUUUAGGAACAAGCAGCUCUAUGAUAUAAUGCUCCGGGAAACACGCAUUCCCAUCACCAGAAUCAGGGCGGAUGGGGGCGUGUGCACCAAUGACUUCAUCAUGCAGUUGACAGCGGACCUGCUGGGGAAAAAGAUCGACAGGCCGAGCCACUUCGACAUGUCCAGUCUGGGGGCGGCCUUUGUGGCCGGCUUGGGAGUGGGUUUUUGGAAGAGCCAGGAGGAGCUGAAGCACCUGCGUUGUACAGACAGGGUGUUCCUGCCGCGGGGAGCUCGAGACGGGUACACGGGCGUCCUGCUGAGCUGGGAAAGGGCGCUGCAGCGAUCCUUGCACUGGUACAGCAAGCCCUGACUGCUCUGCCUCCCACCGCCCUGCAGGGGGCGCCGCUGUGGGACCAGUGCCAUAAAACCCCUCCCACUCACCCCCUGCUGCUGCUGCUGCCGCCUCUGCUCUCUCAUCAGAAACGCCCGGGCUGGAGUGACUCUACCGUUUGCCUACCCUUAUAUGCCUGGUAGUGGUACCUCAGGGAUUCUCUCCCUUCUCCUGUACAUCCCUGCCCCUGCGGGGCAACAUUAAUAUACUGAUGAUUCAAAAUGUUGUUAAAUACUUGGACGGUUAAAGCUAAUAACUGUAGAAAAAAAAAUUGCUGAGGGGUUUCUGUACCUUAAUGAAUGAGAUGAGUGUAGUGUUUACAGUGAUCAAUGAAUGAAUUAACUUUGAGUGUUAGUGAAUUUUUAAUGGUGUUGAUAUCUGUGGGUAGGGAGUUUCUGGAGUCUGAUUUCUGCAAUGAAGAUUAGUCUGAGUGGAACCGCAGACCACUGAUAUUGGGGGGAUGCGUGUCUUUUAAGCCAUGGUUGUUUACCAGUUGUAACCUCCUUCCACUGUUCUGUGAGCGUACGUGGUGGGGAAAAAACACCUGCACUUCUGUUCUGUCACAGUGAGGGUACACUGAACAAACAAACUGUACUUGGUUGGUUGCAUACAGCACUUUUAUAUGUGGUGCCUUAAGCCCAGAGUCCAAACGUAUCUGCCUUUUCACUAUAGCUCUUUGUGUGUGUGUGUGUGUGUGUAUGUGUGUGUG